Molecule: messenger RNA, 764 nt
Organism: Tigriopus californicus
Lineage: Eukaryota; Metazoa; Arthropoda; Copepoda; Harpacticoida; Harpacticidae
Product: NADH dehydrogenase [ubiquinone] 1 alpha subcomplex assembly factor 2-like
Exons: 3
Coding region: 108-668 (186 amino acids)
Biological process (GO): mitochondrial respiratory chain complex I assembly
Cellular component (GO): membrane
Source: RefSeq, a predicted model, not a curated record
UUCAUAAGAAAACAUAAACAUGGUUCAGCUAGUCAUGACCGAGCUAGCUCACAGUUACGAGGGUUGACUUGUCGUUCUUAAACGUUGAUUGAAACUCAAUCGAUUCAAUGGCCAAUGGUGGACGCAUUCUAUGGCGGGAGGUCUUUAAAAAGUUUCAGGCCUCAUUGCGUGGAGUCAAGGAAGUGGAUGGAAAAGUAGUGGGCUCCGAUCCAUUUGGCAAUAAAUAUUUUGAAAUUGCGGCGGAUCCCCAACGUGGCAAAAGGCGACCGACCCGAUGGUAUCGUGCCCCUGAUACGGAAGCCAAAGAGAUCAUCGGUGUUGAUUUGUAUGGUGGAUUUGAUGCCAAAAUGCCCGCAGAAUGGGAAUCCUGGCUCAGACAUCGCCGUGAUGAGCCGCCCACGGACGAACAAGUCCGUCGAAGUCUGGCCUUGAGUGAACUAAAGAAGAUGAACGCGGCUAAAUUGGAGAUGGAUAGGAUUGAAGAGCUCAAGGCAGAUGGUCGUUAUGAUGGCCCAGAAAGUAAACCCAUGGACCAUGAGAAGGCCUUUUAUCCUAAAUACGACGACUAUGAAGUGAAUCCGGGGAAUUUGGAAAAAAGAAAAGAUCCUUGGGCAUCAUACAAGAACCCAUAUCUCCCUGACGACCAUCAGCACACGCGAAAGAAGUAAUCUUCAAAUGGUUCAGGCGUAUGAAUAUAAUUUCGACAAAUCCAUGCAGACAUCAUAGUUAAUAAAUCUAGUCUCAAGACCUCAAAAAAAUGAAUC